Molecule: messenger RNA, 2390 nt
Organism: Colossoma macropomum (tambaqui)
Lineage: Eukaryota; Metazoa; Chordata; Actinopteri; Characiformes; Serrasalmidae
Product: NLR family CARD domain-containing protein 3-like
Exons: 6
Coding region: 171-2390 (739 amino acids)
Source: RefSeq, a predicted model, not a curated record
GUUCAGUCGUAUUCCGGUCGAGUCUCGAUGGAGACAGAGCAGCAUUCAGCUUCUACUGGAAAUGAAGACGGAUGAAGACGGACUUGGACUUUCUCACUGAAGACGUCUAGACAAACCUCAGAAAAGGGAGCAGUCCAGCUGUGUGUGUAUGGGUGAAGAGUAAAAAGUCUAUGAUGGAGCUUCAUCACUCCAGCAGUGGAGAAGGAACCUCUGACCCAAAUGGAAGAGGAGUGACCAGUGUGUCUAUGAAGAGUGAUCAGUCCAUCGUGAACCCUCCUGCAUUCAGCGGUGGAAGAAGAGAACCCUGCUGUAUGUCUAUGAAGAGUGACCAGUCCAUCGUGAACCCUCCUGCGUUCAGCGGUGGAAGAAGAGAACCCUGCUGUAUGUCUAGGAAGAGUGACCAGUCCAUCGUGAACCCUCCUGCGUUCAGCGGUGGAAGAGGAGAACCCUGCUGUGUGUCUAUAAAGAGUGACCAGUCCAUCGUGAACCCUCCUGCGUUCAGAGGUGGCAGAGGAGAGCCCAGCUGUGUGUCUAUGAAGAGUGACCAGUCCAUCGUGAACCCUCCUGCGUUCAGCAGUGGAAGAGGAGAACCCUGCUGUGAGUCUAUGAAGAGUGACCAGUCCAUCGUGAACCCUCCUGCGUUCAGAGGUGGAAGAGGAGAGCCCAGCUGUGUGUCUAUGAAGAGUGACCAGUCCAUCGUGAACCCUCCUGCGUUCAGUGGUGGUGCUGUACCAUCUGACCCGCAACAGCACUCAGUAGAACUGGCAGAGCAGGAUUCUCCCCAACCAGCAGAUGAUCUCCUGCACAGAGUCAUAAAGAGACACAAAACCAGCAUGAAGAACAAGUAUGAGAGCUUAUUUGAGGGAAUCAGAACAGAGGAGAAUAAAACCCUCCUGAACAGGAUUUACACAGAGCUCUACAUCAUAGAGGGAGAGAGUGAAGGAGUGAAUGAAGAACAUGAGAUUUUACAGAUGGAGAAAACACCCAGGAAACACUUAGAGGAUACUCCAAUCAACUGCUUAGACAUCUUUAAACCUCUACAAGAUCUUAAAGGAGGAAAAACGAGAAAAAGUAAAGAAGAAAGAAAAGAGAAUAAAGGACCAGAAGAGCCAGAACUCAGAGCUGUUCUGACUAAGGGCAUUGCUGGCAUUGGAAAAACUGUCUCUGUGCAGAAGUUCAUUCUGGACUGGGCUGAAGGAAAAGCCAAUCAGGAUGUAGAGUUCAUGUUUGUGCUUCCGUUCCGGGAGCUGAACUUGAUCAAAGAUCAUCAAUACAGUCUUCAUGGACUUCUGUGUGACUUCCAUCCUGAGCUCAAAGAUCUGGACCCAAAGAUUUAUGAUCAGCUCAAAGCUGUGUUUAUAUUUGAUGGUCUGGAUGAAAGCAGAAUUCCACUGAACUUUGAACAGUGUGAGAAAGUAUCUGACAUCACCAUGACAUCAUCAGUGGGAGUGUUGAUGACGAACCUCAUCAAAGGAGAGCUGCUUCCCUCUGCUCUGAUCUGGAUCACCUCCCGACCAGCAGCAGCCAAUCAGAUCCUUCCUCAGUACAUCAACCGUGUGACAGAAAUUCAGGGAUUCAGUGACCCACAGAAGGAGGAGUACUUCAGGAAGAGGAUCAGUGAUGAAGACCAAGCCAAGAGAAUCAUCUCCCACAUUAAGACAGUGAGGAGCCUCCACAUCAUGUGCCACAUUCCAGUCUUCUGCUGGAUCUCAGCCACUGUUCUUCAGAGAGUCAUGACAGAAAGUAACAUAGAAAGCUCUACAACUCUGACAGAAAUGUACUCACACUUCCUGAUCACUCAGACAAACAUGAAGAAUGAGAAGUAUGAGGGAGAUAAGAAGAGGGAGAAAAGUCAAACAGACACAAAGAACCUGCUGGAGUCAAACAGAGCCAUGCUUCUAAAACUGGCUGAACUGGCUUUCAAACAGCUGAUGAAGGGCAACGUGAUUUUCUAUGAAGAGGACCUGAGAGAGAGCGGCAUUGAUGUCAAAGAUACCUCAGUGAAUCUGGGGAUUUUCACUGAAAUCUUUAGGGAGGACUCUGUGAUUCACCAGAGGAAGGUCUACUGCUUUGUUCAUCUGAGCUUCCAGGAGUUCCUGGCUGCUGUUUAUGUGUUUCAUUGCUAUGAGAGCAACAACAUGGAGGAACUGAAUUAUUUUAAACCACAGCACAGUGAGUGGUCUGGGAAUGUUCCACUGGAUUGUCUGCUGAAGGGAGCAGUGGAUAAAGCUGUGGAGAGUCAGAAUGGACACCUGGAUCAUUUCCUCCGUUUUCUGCUGGGCAUCUCACUGGAGUCCAAUCAGAGACUCCUACAGGGUCUACUGACUCAGACUCAGAGCCACUCAGAGGAAACCAUCCAUCUUUUCCAGAAGUGCUUCAGGAGUAUCUAA